UGUACCUGACGGUGUUGGCUGCGUCCCUUUUCAGUAGAGGCGUGGAGUGGGUGGCUGCGGCCUCUGGACUGGGAUGAACCGCGCUCCCAGUGGAGAUAGGGCAGCCGAGCCAGAGCCAUGGCCAGUACAGUGGUAGCAGUUGGACUGACCAUUGCGGCUGCAGGAUUUGCAGGCCGUUAUGUUUUACAAGCCAUGAAGCAUGUGGAGCCUCAAGUAAAACAAGUUUUUCAAAGUCUGCCAAAAUCUGCCUUCAGUGGUGGCUAUUACAGAGGUGGAUUUGAACCCAAAAUGACAAAACGGGAAGCAGCAUUAAUACUGGGUGUAAGUCCUACUGCCAAUAAAGGAAAAAUCAGAGAUGCUCAUCGACGAAUUAUGCUCUUAAAUCACCCAGACAAGGGAGGAUCUCCUUAUAUAGCAGCCAAAAUCAAUGAAGCUAAAGAUUUACUAGAAGGUCAAGCUAAAAAAUGAAGUAAAUGUAUGAUGAAUUUUAAAGUACAUAGUAGUUUAUGUAUGAGUCUGACUUUUUAUAAUAAAAUGCUUCAAAGCUGAUUUU
Orycteropus afer afer is the source of this 553-nucleotide messenger RNA. RefSeq names its product DnaJ heat shock protein family (Hsp40) member C19 (gene DNAJC19). The record is from RefSeq and is a predicted model, not a curated record. Gene Ontology annotation, molecular function: ATPase activator activity. Gene Ontology annotation, biological process: protein import into mitochondrial matrix. Gene Ontology annotation, cellular component: PAM complex, Tim23 associated import motor. Lineage: Eukaryota; Metazoa; Chordata; Mammalia; Tubulidentata; Orycteropodidae.